CUAGCGAAUCCCAGCUGUUGUAUGUUUUGUUUUUGGACUUAAAACUUCUUUUUUUUUUUUUUUUUGGUGGUUGUGACGUUGGUCCAGUACUGGCACCUCAGAUGCACGGGCUGAGUCAAUUGGAUGACCUCAUAUUUGCGUAAGAGUGCUCACAAAUUUAGUGAACUGAUUUAUAUAUUCAACAUUUUUGCUUCUAUUUUAAUGUACUCUUUGCGUGUUGAAGCUUUCAUCUGUUUUCCAUAUAAUAUCGAAAACCAAGUGGAGAUUGCCCCAAAACAUAAGUGGAGUUUUGUCUUGAUUUUUUGUUUAAAAAGAAGCGUUCUAUCAUGCAUGUCGCUUACGAAAAGUGUCCAGAGAUGAUCUUUGAAGAUAGAGGAGAUCACACAAGAGC
Messenger RNA from Aplosporella prunicola CBS 121167, 391 nucleotides. RefSeq lists its product as uncharacterized. Bases 124 to 360 code for a protein of 78 amino acids. The record is from RefSeq and is a predicted model, not a curated record. The transcript has a single exon. Lineage: Eukaryota; Fungi; Ascomycota; Dothideomycetes; Botryosphaeriales; Aplosporellaceae.